Molecule: messenger RNA, 1614 nt
Organism: Brachypodium distachyon (stiff brome)
Lineage: Eukaryota; Viridiplantae; Streptophyta; Magnoliopsida; Poales; Poaceae
Product: probable glucan endo-1,3-beta-glucosidase A6
Exons: 2
Coding region: 113-1534 (473 amino acids)
Biological process (GO): carbohydrate metabolic process
Cellular component (GO): plasma membrane
Molecular function (GO): hydrolase activity, hydrolyzing O-glycosyl compounds
Source: RefSeq, a predicted model, not a curated record
GCAACUUCCAAACAGUCUUUAUAAACACAGGCGAAAGCAUACUCGUAGUGGGUGGGAAAACCACUCUCUAGUUCCAUCGGGGAGUGAAUCGGGGUUCACAUCCCGCGGCACAAUGACAAUGUCACCUUCCAUCGUCGUCGUCGCGCUCAACCUCCUCCUCUUCCUCGCCGAUGCGGCGCUGGCCACGGAGCCCGCGCACUUUCUUGGCGUCAGCUACGGCACGCUGGGCGACGACCUCCCGCCCCCGCACGUGGCCCUCGAGCUCGCCAGGUCAGCCGGCGCUGCCGCGGUCAGGUUCUACGAUUCCAACGCCACCCUCCUGGCCGCGGCCUCCUCCUCCGGCCUUGGCUUCGUCCCGGGCGUCCCCAACGAGCUCAUACCCUCCCUCUCCGCGUCCCGGCGCGCCGCGGACGCCUGGGUCGCGUCCACGCUCCUCCCCUUCCGCCGCAACCCCCGCCUCCGCUACCUCUUCGUCGGCAACGAGGUGCUCUCCGACCCGACCACCAAGUCCCGCUGGUCGCAGCUCGUCCCCGCCAUGGCCAACCUCCACCGCGCGCUCCGCCGCCACGGCCUCGGCCGCGUCAAGGUGAGCACCACGCUGGGCAUGGACGCUCUCGUCGGCCAGAACGUGUUCCCGCCGUCCGCGGGGGUGUUCCGCCCGGACAUCGUCGACGUCGCCGUGCGCCCGCUCCUCGCCUUCCUCGAGCGCACCGAGUCUUACCUCUUCGUCGACACGUACACCUACUUCACCUGGACCGCGAACCACACCGUGGUGCCGCUCCCCUACGCGCUGCUCGAGGCUUCGAAGUUCCGGUACCACGACCCCGGCACGGGGCUGUCGUAUACCAACCUCCUCGACCACAUGCUGGACGCCGUGGUCGCCGCCAUGUGCGGCGCGGGCCACUGCGGCGUGAAGCUGGCGCUGGCCGAGACCGGCUGGCCCAAUGCGGGCGACCUGGACCAGUUCGGCGCCAACGUGCGGAACGCGGCCACGUACAACCGCAACGUGGCGCGGCACCUGGCGUCCGGGGCCGGCACGCCGCGGAGGCCCGGGAUGAUGCGCAUGCCGGCGUUCGUGUUCGCGCUCUUCAACGAGGACCUCAAGGGAGGACCCGGGACGGAGCGGCACUGGGGCCUCUUCUACCCCAACAGCAGCGCGGUGUACGAGGUCGACCUGUCGGGGCGCCGGACUGCCGCGUCGUCGUACCCGCCGCUGCCUCCGGCGACCAACGACGCGCCGUACCCGGGCAAGCUGUGGUGCAUGACUAAGAAGCUGGCGAACGGGACGGCGGUGCGGGAGCAGGUGGCGGCGGCGUGCAAGGACGAGGCCGCGCUGUGUGAUCCCGUGCGGCCCGGCGGCCGCUGCCACCUGCCGGACACGGUGGCCGCGCACGCCAGCUACGUCUUCAGCGCGCACUGGAACAGGUUCAGCAAGCAGUACGGUGGCUGGUGCUACUUCGCCGGCCUCGCCGUGGAGACGACCAUCGACCCUAGUCAUGGAUCAUGUAGAUAUCCCAGCGUUAUACCUGGCUGAAAAAGGCUCAGCAACUGCUACGCCCCCAUGAAAUAAGAUCAUCAAAUGAACAAUGGAUGAUCCGAUCUAUCUUGUUGUAA